Messenger RNA from Phlebotomus papatasi, 3169 nucleotides. RefSeq names its product peroxidase. Gene Ontology annotation, molecular function: peroxidase activity; heme binding. Lineage: Eukaryota; Metazoa; Arthropoda; Insecta; Diptera; Psychodidae. The coding region runs from base 746 to 2881 and encodes 711 amino acids. Gene Ontology annotation, biological process: response to oxidative stress. The transcript has 8 exons. The record is from RefSeq and is a predicted model, not a curated record.
UUUCAAAUUUUAUUUAUUGGGUGAUUAAUUUGAUUUUUUUCCUGUGGAUAAAAUUGUAGACUUUAUGUGUGGUUCUAAAUUCAGUAUUAAUGGCAUAAGAAAUCUCUCUAGACACUAUUCAUUAAGACAGAUCGGAAAGGUUUUUUUUUGUGAGUGGGAUAGGACAAAAACUGAUGGAGAUCUCACGUGAAUUCAUAUUGAUGCUCAACUGAUCAACCCCUGAAGAUCAUAAAGUUGACUCAUUAUUCUACCGUACGUGUGAUUUAUGCCAAGUUGAGAAUGAGCAUGUGUCAGAGACUGGAGAGAAGGCAUAUCACUUGCUGGAAAUCCUACGCUUAGAUCAGUAUGAGACUUAUUCUCAACUGAGAAGCAAUCCUAACUCAUUGUCGCGCAUCUCUAUUUGACUUGGCAUUCAGUGUUAAAUCUUCCGAGACAAGAUUAAUUUUCAAGUGCGCCAAGAAAAUCGCGACAGUGUCAAGUGUUUGAGAAAAUUUGUUCCUGGAAGUGGGGAAAACAAAAUCAAAUGAUUGGUGUUAAAAAACUGAAAUGACUAAGUGUUUCUGAUCAGUUUCUUUGGCUUGCUUACUGAGGCAGAACACGCGAAGAAAAGCAGCGUAAGUUUGGAUGGUAAAUCUAUAUUCAACACCGGUUCGAAUUUCAAUUCGAGAAUAUUAAUUUCACCGCGGAGUGGCAUAGGUCACACACUUGAGGAACUUUUUACUGAUUGAUCGAUCGUCGUAGUGAAAUGUCUGGGAAAAUACACUGGCUUCCGUGUCUUAUUGGGAUUUUUCUCUUGGCACAUGCUCAUGGAUUGUUGAACAUCGAUGAAAGUGUUGGAGGAGGAGGACAGGUCGAUCGUGCAUUUGAGGUAGCAAAUGCAACAGUUUUGGCCACAGCAGUUGGUCAAGCUGAAGAUCACUUUGAGAAGCUGAAGCGGUUGGAAGCCACACUAGCCACUCGGGCCAGAGUCCAAAGUGGAAGUAUAUCAAAUGCGCAGCUACUGGAUGGUUUGCCGACGGAUCAGGCGAAAGAGUGCGAUAGCGUGGCUCAGAUUCUCCUGAAGACCAGCUCCAAUCUUUUGCACACAAUUUGUCGACCUCAAAAUGUUCCUGAUAAAGAUUGCGCUAAAUUCCUUUCCCACAUGGACGUGCCUCCAUCCGAGGUGAAAGACCAGUGCAAGCAGAUGAGUUACUUGGGAUCAGCGAAAGGAAGUGGUCUGCAUGCCUACAGAAGACUCCUGCCAGCGGACUACAAAGAUGGAUUGUACAAAAUCCGCACCAAGGAGGAUGGAUCGGCUCUUCCGGUGCCCAGAGUCAUCACGAGUGCCUUCUAUGAUCAAUCAAUGGUGCAUCUCAAUGCCAUUAAAUCCACCCAUGUAACUUCAAAUGAGGGCGUGCUUGAUCCCAAACGGAGUGUCAUGUUAAUUCAGUGGUCGCAAUUUCUGGAGCAAGACCUCGCCAAGACGGUGCCACGAUCAAUGGGCAAUGGGAAACCCAUUGAGUGCUGCAGUUCAACGUUCAAUCAAGCCGCUCCGAGGUACAGACAUCCCGCCUGUGCUCCACUCAUUGUCCCUGAUUCCGAUGUCUUCUAUCGCGAUCUCUUUGUCAAGUGUCUCAAUUAUGUCCGAAGCGCCCUGGCUGUCGAUCCAAAUUGCAAAUUGGGAGCCCCAAAUCAGCUGAACCAGGCCACGAAUCAGCUGGAUUUGUCCCAAUUGUAUGGUAUCAAUGAUGAUGAAACACGCGCCCUGAGAACAUUCCGUGGCGGCAAACUUAGAGUAUCUGCAGAUGGUGCAAAUACAAUUCCAAUCCAGCAGCAUAGUUCACUUUGUCUUCAGCCCAAUGAAACCUGUUACCUCUCAGGUGAUCCUCGUGCCAACGCCAAUCCAUACAUGGUGCUUCAGUAUUCAAUCUUUUUGCGAUCGCACAAUAACAUUGCCAAUAAAUUGCAUGAGAUCAAUCCAUCGUGGAAUGAUGAGAGACUUUUCAAGUUCUCGAGGAAAAUCAAUACAGCUCUGUACCAGAAGAUCAUCUAUGAGGAAUGGGCACCAGAAGUACUUGGAUCAGAAAUGGCUAGAAAAAUCAUUGAUACUCCGGCUGAAAUGGAUCGCCAGAAGCGGAAUUACGGUGUUAGCAAUGAAUUUGCUACUGUUGCCAUUCGUUUCUACAAUUCAAUGAUGCCUGGAGAUCUCUGGAAUACUGAGAUCUUAAUUGACUCGCACAGAUAUAAUCUUUUCCAGCUGAAAAAUACCUUUUAUAGGCCGGCAAAUUUCACGUCUAAGGACUUCUUUGCUAGAGUUCUCGUGGCUAGUCUUUCGCAGAGAGCCAUGGCCAUGGAUACGGGAUAUGUCGAUGACCUGGGAAUGCAGCUAUUCCGUGCUACAAGUCCUUCAGUAGGGACCUUCGGAACGGAUUCUUUAGCUUUGGACAUUGCUAGGAGUCGAGAUCAUGGAUUACCAGGGUAUACACAAUACGUUAAACUGUGUCAGGGAAAGAAUAUUCGCAACUGGAACGACUUGAGAGGGACAAUGUCAGCAGAAGAUUUGACUCUCCUCAAGAAUAUCUAUGGAUCAGUUGGAGCCAUAGAUCUCAUAAUGGGGGCUUUCGCUGAAUUUCCAUCUUCGGGAGCGACAGUUGGACCAACCUUGUCCUGUAUUUUGGGAGAACAACUGACAAACUCUAGACAGACAGCUAGAAACUUUUACGACAACAAUUUCAAAUUGAGACAUACCGUCAAUGAAUAUACAGCUGCAAAUCUCCUCUGCGACGCAACUGAUCUUCAGGUGAUCCAGGAGAAUGUCUUCAGAGUGCCCUCUGAAGAAAAUCUCUUUCAACGCUGUGAAUCGCUGAGAGGGAAGCUCCAUUUGAAUAUUUGGAAAUCAUAGAGAGAUUCCAAGCCGAAAAAGAAGAGCAAUUAUUCAAUUUUUACUGAAAAAUUGAUGAGAGCCAUAAAUGUACAAAGCCUCAGAGCUACUCCCAACCUUUUGCCGCGGAGGAACAUCCUACAUUAAUUAGUGCUUCUAAGACACCUUCUCUUUCAAGGUCUUGGGUAUUGCUGCAUUAGACGAAUGGGAUAAAUAAAUUUAAAAAAAAAGCUGAGAUAUAUCUACAAAACAUUUCAGAGAUAUGUAGCAAGGAGUUUUAACCCAGAAAUUAAACACUUUUAAGAUUUA